AAGACGAUCUAUCUCAUACGACACGCCGAGGGGUUUCACAAUCGAGCGGGCGAGCGAGACCCGAAGGAGUACGGGAGCGAGGCGUACGCGGACGCGAGACUCACGGCGCGAGGAUGGCGACAGUGCGAACAUUUUAAAGAGACGCUCGAGUCGCGCGACGCGUACGGGAAAAUGUUGGAGACGUGCGAACUGGUGGUGGUGUCGCCGUUGACGCGAGCGAUGGAGACGGCGGCGGGGAUGUUCGGAUCGGUCGACGGCGAUGGGUGCGUGCUGAUGGAGGCGACGAGGGCGGAGGCGAUGAAGGCGUGCGAACGACCGGCGUUGAGGUGCGACGCGCGGUUGCGCGGGGGGAAGAAAUUCGUCGCGCUCGAAAUGGUGCGCGAGCAAAUAGGCGGGAAUCCGUGCGAUAGACGGCGCAGCGUCAGCGAAUAUCGACGAGAGUUUCCUGGGGUUGACUUUUCGUUCAUCGAGGACGAGGACGACGUGUUGUGGAAGCCGGGCCGAGAGAAUCGCGAGCCCGAACCGGUGCUGCGAGCGCGAGCGCGAAAGUUUCUCGACUGGUGUUUCGAUCGCGAGGAAGAUUCAAUCAUAGUCGUCACACACUCGGCGUUCAUGUGCAAUCUAAUGGUGGAGUACUGCUUCGGUGGACACGUGCCGAGCGAAAAUAUGCGCGAACACAUGCACGCGUGGCCGCAGAACUGCGAGUGCCGCCCGCUCGUCGUCGUCGACACUCGCCGCAAGUUGACGACGAGUCCGUUCUAUCACGCCGGAGGU
Molecule: messenger RNA, 774 nt
Organism: Ostreococcus lucimarinus CCE9901
Lineage: Eukaryota; Viridiplantae; Chlorophyta; Mamiellophyceae; Mamiellales; Bathycoccaceae
Exons: 2
Cellular component (GO): cytoplasm
Molecular function (GO): phosphatase activity
Source: RefSeq, a predicted model, not a curated record